Messenger RNA from Jaculus jaculus (lesser Egyptian jerboa), 405 nucleotides. RefSeq names its product 3-hydroxybutyrate dehydrogenase 2. Gene Ontology annotation, cellular component: cytoplasm. The coding region runs from base 46 to 405 and encodes 119 amino acids. Gene Ontology annotation, biological process: siderophore biosynthetic process. The transcript is spliced from 5 exons. Lineage: Eukaryota; Metazoa; Chordata; Mammalia; Rodentia; Dipodidae. Gene Ontology annotation, molecular function: 3-hydroxybutyrate dehydrogenase activity. The record is from RefSeq and is a predicted model, not a curated record.
CAUGGAACCAUCCUAGACUGUGAAGAAAAAGACUGGGACUUCUCAAUGAAUCUUAAUGUCCGCAGCAUGUACCUGAUGAUCAAGGCAUUUCUUCCCAAAAUGCUUGCUCAGAAAUCUGGCAACAUUACCAACAUGUCCUCUGUGGCCUCCAGCAUCAAAGGAGUGGAGAAUAGAUGUGUGUACAGCGCCACCAAGGCAGCUGUGAUAGGCCUCACAAAGUCCGUGGCUGCAGAUUUCAUCCAGCAGGGAAUCAGGUGCAACUGUGUGUGCCCAGGAAUGGUUGAUACCCCCUCUCUGCAAGAAAGAAUUCAAGCCAGAGAAAACCCUGAAGAGGGUUUAGUGCGUCAUGAACAAUUUGAAUGCCGGUGUGAAAAUGUCAUGGUAACCUCAGUAAUCCCUCUGUAG